UGGACUAAAUGUUGUGCUAAAAUUAAUGCAAAUAAAGUUCAAAUUGACCGUAUAACAAAAAGUGUGAAAGCUUGGACAGUUGGAUAUGGUACAGUAUGUUAUCUAAGCAAGAAAAAUGAAAUUAAUGUCAGACAAGGGCGAUCUUUGGAAACAACCUGGUGCUAUGAAGAAGUAUAUGGCCAUGGGCUGAAUCUUGUCAGUUUACGCGACUUUAUGUUGGAAAACAAAAAACUUCCAGCUGAUAAAAUGUGUGCUCAAAGAUUCAAAGCACCUAUACGAUAUGCAAAUAGUACUAUGUUUGCGCACUGCUUUAAUAUGCCUGUAGAUAUAAGACAAAUGAAAACAGUUUGCUGUUGUUCUGCUAUAACUAAUAAGCCAUGUAAUUUCAUCGCUGAACACAAUCAUAUUGAACGAAUGCGAAUAAAAUACACUAAAAAGAAAGAAAAAAAUAGACCGCAUUGCUUGUUGUUAAAUGGUCAUCGUGAAUCCUGUUUCACUGAUUUCAAAGGUCGAAUAGCGUGUUAUUACACAGUUGAUUUAAAACGCGGAAAAGUUGAUGGUGGCUGUGUUUUACCAACAGCUGGCAAAAAGAUUCGUAACAAAUUUGCUGAUGUCAGCAUUAUAUCGCUGAAUUUUGAUCAUUAAUA
Messenger RNA from Thelazia callipaeda (thelaziosis nematode), 647 nucleotides. The record is from the annotation of a GenBank genome assembly. Lineage: Eukaryota; Metazoa; Nematoda; Chromadorea; Rhabditida; Thelaziidae.